Molecule: messenger RNA, 1210 nt
Organism: Fragaria vesca subsp. vesca
Lineage: Eukaryota; Viridiplantae; Streptophyta; Magnoliopsida; Rosales; Rosaceae
Exons: 5
Coding region: 151-993 (280 amino acids)
Source: RefSeq, a predicted model, not a curated record
ACCACCAACAAUUCUCUCACUCCCAUUUCUUCCACGCUUCCCUUAUUAUUUCGACUACGAAUUUUCAUUUCUCGUUCAAACCCUAACACCGUUCGUCUCUGAAUCUCUGAUUCACAAUUUCACAAACCAAAAUCGAAUAACAAACCAUAUAUGGAUUCCCUCUCAUCGGUUUCUCCCUCCAUCAUCCUCCCUCCGACCGCCAACCCUCUCCGUCCACGGCGCCGCCGGAUGAGCCUCUCUCCGGUCAGCCUCCACAACCGCAACCUCUGCCUGUCCUCCAUUUUCGGAGUGCCGCGCUCUCCUGAUCUUUCCACAAGAAGGUUUUGUCACAGAGAAGCUUCGUGCAGGUCGACCGGCGGCGGCGGAGCUGGGGCGAGUCAGGAGGGAGAAGAUUCCGACGAUGAGAGCGAGCAGGUGGAGAGGGCGCUUCAUCUCGACGGUAGCAUCCCUUCCACUUCCGACGAGUUUGUGAAGCGCGUGUCGUCACGCGCCUACGAUAUGCGGCGGCAUCUCCAGCAGACGUUUGAUAGCAGCAGCUAUGAUGUGUUGGAGGCUAAUCCUUGGAGGGAAACUUCCAAGCCUGUGUAUGUAUUAACUCAGAGAGAAAACCAGUUGUGCACAAUGAAAACGCGAAGAAAUGUUAGUGAAGUUGAAAGGGAGCUUGGGCAAUUGUUUUCCAAAGGAGGAAAGUGGAACCAAGCUAAGCAGCCUAGAAAUGGCAACAAGUUCCAGAUGCUUGUUGAGGAUAUUAGGGAUGGAGUGCUUGUCUUCGAGGAUGCAAAUGAAGCAGUGAAGUAUUGUGAUUUGUUGCAAGGAGGCGGCCAAGGCUGUGAAGGUGUUGCAGAGAUAGAGGCCUCAUCAGUAUUCGAUCUGUGCCAGAAAAUGAGAGCUCUUGCAGUGCUGUUCCGGCGUGGGAGAAAGCCUCCUCUGCCUCAAAGCUUAGAGCUCAACCUUAGAGCCAGGAAGCGCUCCCUUGAAGACCAAGAAGACUAAAUUAGACUCGCGUCAUAGUUCGUAUAUAAACAACUAGCUGCUUCAAACUAGUGCAGGUUGAACACUCCUGCUUCUAAUCCUCUAUACAAGUAUACAACCAUACUAAUACACUUGCCCUGAAUCUGUAUUAUAUAUUCAUUUGUAAAUUUCGGGCUUCUCCUGUAUUCAUUCCCUUAUCCUCACUAUGAUCAAUAUAAUCUCUUACUUAUAUUCAGUC